AUGACGAGUUUCAUGAAACUUGGGAAUGCGCAUGGUCGUUUCAAAGGCAUUCGACCUGUGCUUUAUUUUUCUCGUUUGCAUAAUCGGGAUCUUUUUACUACCUCAAAGGUUCAGCUCUCAAAUAAUUCAAAUGAAACCUUCGAAGAUUCGACUUAUAAAGGACUCUUUUAUCACCUCACGAAUGAUAUGACCAAUUACUUACUUUCUUUCAUUUCCGAUCCUAGCAAAGUUGCUAGGAAUGAAAUAGCAAUAAUUGGCUGGGUAGCAGCUCAUGAAAAAGUACCAAAAUUAAAAUUGCAAAGUUUUAAAGAAAAUAAAAAAUUCGAAAAGUUUCUGCAUCAAGUUAUAGCAGAUAAUGUAGCAACCGCGGACCUGCAAUUACAAGCUUUGGCCAAGUACCAAAAAGAUGGUUGGCUCAAUAUUGCCGAUGCCCGAGAUCCACCACCAUGGGGACGCAUACCUUUCCCGGAAGACAUCUUUGGAGUGGUUCAAGUGAGAAAUGGAAAGAUCGUUCCUGGAACAUAUCAAUCGAUGCCAACACAUCGCAUCUUGACAUCUAAAGGAUUAUUUAUACUGAGCGAUCCACUUCAUAGAAAAUUAUUGGAAAAACUGAAUGAGAUUUGUCAAUAA
This is a messenger RNA of Acaulospora morrowiae, 630 nucleotides long. The record is from the annotation of a GenBank genome assembly. Lineage: Eukaryota; Fungi; Glomeromycota; Glomeromycetes; Diversisporales; Acaulosporaceae.